Messenger RNA from Ornithodoros turicata, 10128 nucleotides. RefSeq names its product leukocyte tyrosine kinase receptor-like (gene Alk). The coding region runs from base 278 to 4240 and encodes 1320 amino acids. Gene Ontology annotation, biological process: multicellular organism development; cell surface receptor protein tyrosine kinase signaling pathway; regulation of neuron differentiation. Gene Ontology annotation, cellular component: plasma membrane; signaling receptor complex. The transcript has 24 exons. Lineage: Eukaryota; Metazoa; Arthropoda; Arachnida; Ixodida; Argasidae. Gene Ontology annotation, molecular function: protein binding; ATP binding; transmembrane receptor protein tyrosine kinase activity. The record is from RefSeq and is a predicted model, not a curated record.
UUCCACUCUCCGAUCUCCUUUUCUCUCCCUCUUUUUCUUCUCUUCUACUUUUUUUGCCGUUAGAACUCGAGAGCGAAACGCCUGGACGGACCCUUUUUCCGAACACCGCGUUCUCGCGAUCAUCUCAAAACGACGUCUUCAACGCUAGAACCUGCACGUUAGACGUCAACGCCGUCUUCGACGACUCGAUGCGGUCGACAGGUCGCCCCCUCCCUGGCGGUCUUCCCGGCGCCAUGGAUACGCCGUGAGGACGUUGGAAGCACCCUCCAUCACCACCAUGGACCGGAGGAUGCUGGAUGUGAUCCUCUGGACUGUGGGGUUGUUGGCGUCGUCGUCGUCGACGUCUGACGUUGGUGAUGGUGUUAACGUGUCGUCGCUGGUGCCGGGGUUUCAGUGUGACUUCGACGCUGCGUGUGCGUGGACCUGGGAUGGUGCAUUUAGGCUGAGCAAUUCAUCGAGUGCCGGUGAGGCGACGUCGGGGGACGGGAAACACAACGUGACAGGACAAUUCCUCCAGUACGAAGAUGCGGGGAGUUUACCUGGCCCUCUACCGGGUAACCUUUCGUCCCCGUGGCUGAAGGCGCCGACGGAACGGACGUGCAACCUUCAAUUCUGGUACCGCACAUCGGGCAUAGAAGACGGUGCCAUACUCAUAUUUCUAGCCAAUGCCAAUCAUACCAAAGAAGUGGGGAAAGUGUUCGAUAUGAAAGCUAACAGGUGGAAAUUACACAGGACGCAACUUGGCCGACUAACCACUCCCUUUCGGGUCAGCCUGGAAGUAAUAGGUGCAAGGUCUACCACUCGCCCGCUGGCUCCUAGCCUAGUCGGUAUCGACGACAUCCAACUCGUGGACUGCACCAAAUCAACUACCAAAGACGGCACGUGUUCCGAGACGGAAUUCCGCUGUCCAUCGUCCGAUGCAUGCAUUGAGAAGGACCGAGUGUGUGAUUUCAGCGUCGACUGCCAGGAUGGUGAAGAUGAGAAUCAAGAUUGCGACAAGAUCCCGAGCACAUCUCGGUGCACGUUCGAGAACACCACUGACGGAGGCGGGAUGUGCAGCUGGAGGAACCUAGCGAGGGGCACCGCUGAAUGGACGAUCCGCACGGGCGAAGACACCGACCCGAGAUUUGGGAUCAGGACUGACCACACUACCGGAACUCCAAAAGGCCACUUCGCGUGCGCAAGCGGAAGGUCCUUCGGACACGAAGCCACCUUGGAAAGCAUCCAGUUCGAUCGACUCCCGUACUAUCAUCUGAACAAGGAGUCUGCCUACUACAACUCUUGUCACGUGAACUUCUUCUAUCAAAUGGACAGACGUCAGGCAGCUUACGGCUUCACAUUGUACGCGCUCGAGUUUGAUCCCCGCCACGCCGUCGGUCUGAAGCACGAGAUCUGGUCUGCAGCGCCUGGGGAUCGUUCAGGGUGGAGACGUGUGUCCAGGCCCUUGCCGCACAUGCGCCAAAAAUAUCGCCUGCAUUUCGUGGUGCAGACCAACUUCCGGCGGAAAGGAUGCACCUCCAUCGACGACAUUUCGAUGACACCUGAAUGCUUCGGAAUCGGUGUUCCAGAGAACGAAACCAGAGAAUUUCCGCCUGAAAGCCCAGGUUGGUCUGAUGACGUUCCAUCUAUAGUGGAGCUGCCGGUUAGAACUUACCCUGGAAAUAUAAGCAGAAGUUACAACCUGACGACGUGCGGUGUGUCGGGACGUUUCGGCCCCUCGCCCAAGGACUGCAGCGAGAACUACACGAACGUCACGCGGGUGCAAGUUCUUACGAAAAGCACCUACGCAGGAGUUCAAGUAUGGAAAGUCCCGGAGUCUGGCCUAUAUACGGUAUUUGCUCAAGGAGCCCGCGGAGGCUUGUCCGUGGGUAUGUCCUGCAACACGUCGGGCACGCUCGUCCGGGCCACUUUUCACUGGGAAGCCGGAGAACGCAUCCACGCUGUCGUUGGUCAAAGAGGUGCAGACGCCUGUGAGAGCACGGAGCGAAAAAUCCGCCUCUACUGUCAAGACGCAACGAAACUGUCGGCGCUAUCCAACAUCCACAUGCUUUCCCGCGGAGGGGGAGGAGGAGGAGGCGGAGCAACGGCACUCUACAAGGUGGACGUGAAAACAGGCGAGCUCAUUCCCCUGGUGGUAGCAGCUGGCGGGGGAGGAGCAGCCGGUGCUAACGGUGCACCCCCUACAAACGCUAAAGGGCGAGGGUUUCAGGAAGCGCAGUCGCCUGGUAACGGUCUGUCCGCACCAGAAAGGAGGGGAGCAGGUGGAGGCGGCGGUUGGAACGACAGUGCCGCCCCCGAACCGCCGCCGGAAACCAGUGUCGGCCGAUCCCUCGUCGAAGGCGGCAUCGGAGGGCUGGUGUGCCUCGCAGCCGAUCUGUGGAACACGAACGGCGGAUUCGGAGGUGGUGGCGGUGGCUGCGCCGCGGGAGGAGGAGGUGGAGGAUGGAAAGGGGGAGACGCAAGCCUAGUGGACAGCGCACACUCCAACGGACAAGGAGGAACGUCCUAUGUCCAUCCUGAGAGCAUAGAUGGUGCCCUGCUGCCGUCCACCUGCGUCCAUCAGGAUGGCAUGCCUACUGAACAACAGGGACUACCAUCAGCGAACGGUGCCAUAGUCAUAGUGCCGGCGACGGGAGCAGACUGUCCUUGCAAGGAUCUCUGCAUGGUAGUUCACCUAUGGCCGCCGACUUUCCGCUGCGCGUGCGCAAGAGGGUUACAGCUGGCGAGAGAUGGGCUCACCUGUCAAGGAAUACCGCGAAUUCAAUUCAACGGAGGCUAUCGUCUUCCCACUCACCAUCUGGUGGUCAUCAUCCUCUGCAUCGUGGUCACCGUGGCCGUCAUCAUCUUCUUCGUCGUUGGACUUCCCCGCUGCCCGGGCUCCCGCAAGAAGUCGCCCUCGUCUCUCAGCCCGGAACCCCUGGGGAUCAACCCCGAGGUGCAACUGAGUCGCCUCCGUCAGGCAACGGGGAUGGUGACGGAGUACAACCCAAACUACGAGUUCGGAGGAUCCACCUGCACACUGCAGGACCUGAACGACAUCCCGAGGGAGAACCUGACCCUCGUCAAGGCUCUGGGACAGGGGGCGUUCGGAGAGGUCUACCAAGGCUUUCUGGGAGGGACAAGUCCAGAAGCGCUGGAGCUUCCCGUCGCGGUUAAGACGCUUCCUGAACUGUCUUCUCCGGAAGCGGAGAAAGACUUCGUCACGGAAGCCUGCAUUAUGAGCAAAUUCAACCAUCCGAACAUUGUUCGGUUCAUCGGCGUCUGCUUCGAAAAGAUGCCCCGCUUCAUUGUCUUGGAACUCCUCCCGGGUGGAGACCUCAAGUCUUUCCUCAGGGAGUCCAGGCCUAAGCCCAACACACCGUCUCAACUGACCAUGACAGACCUGCUGAAGCUGGCUAUUGACGUGGCAAAAGGGUGUCAGUAUUUGGAAGACAAGCACUUCAUACACAGGGACAUUGCAGCCAGAAACUGUCUGUUGACAACAAAAGGUCCUGAAAGAGUGGUGAAGAUUGCGGAUUUCGGAAUGGCCAGAGACAUAUACAGGGCGGACUACUACCGCAAAGGAGGCAAAGCGAUGCUGCCGGUUAAGUGGAUGCCACCAGAAGCAUUCCUGGACGGCAUGUUCACGAGCAAAACGGACGUCUGGUCCUUCGGCGUCCUGCUCUGGGAGGUCAUGUCCAUGGGCUACAUGCCCUACCCUGGUCGAGGCAAUCAGGAGGUCAUGCAGCUGGUGACGUCUGGGGGCAGGUUAGAGCCGCCGGCUAACUGUCCUGGUCCCGUGUACCAUGUGAUGACUCAGUGCUGGCACCCGACGCCCGAUGAGCGUCCUACCUUUUCUACCAUCCUCGAACGGCUGGGCUACUGUAUCCAGGACCCAGACGUGACUGCAGCACCACUCCCAGUCUUCCACCGACCACCGUCCAUGGAGCGGGACGCCACAGUCAUGCGGCCGCCAAAUGCUGACAAUGUCUGCUUGCAGGUCUACCGUUCGGAAAGAUCCGAAGUCCAGUCUCCCGGAUCUGAGGACUACCUCAUCCCAAUGCCGUCGUCAAACUACUCGCUCAGCACGGAGCGAACCGAACUCCAGUCUGCGUCGUCCUCGCUCGACUCCAUGGACAAGCUUCUCGGGGACAAGCCACCGCCGUCUUGGGAGACCAGCUUCACCACGACGUCGCCGGACGAGCUCCCCAUCCGUACCCCGUUGCAGCAGCCGUACUCAAACAUUGCGCUUCACUGCUAAGCCUAACACACACAUAUACGCACACACACACUAAACUGAUGAUAGGCCUAACCCAAGAAAACAGUCCACGGCUAAGCCUAAUUCACCAGGGCGUCCUAUACUUGUGGGUAAGCCAAAUUGGACGUGGACGGUCCACUGUUAAGCCUAACUUUCGUGAUAACGGUCCACUCCCGAGCCCGUCUAGCAAGAACGCUCAACGCCUGCAGAUGAACUUUCGUAACAGGCCAUUCUUUUUUACGGGCCAGUUAUUUUGCGAGAAGGUAUUUUCGAGAAGAAAACACAAAUGAAGGUGCUUUAGUGCAAGGGCAGCGGAUACCGAGUUUUAGCGGAGGCGGCCUCUAGCGGUGAUCACUAGAAAAAGAGCUCCUCCGUAUACACAGGGGUGGAGAUUUUUUUUAGAGAAAUUAUUAGUUUUUUGUUGUACCACAUUCCACGCCAUCCUGAAAGUAGCUUAAUAAUGGGUGUUUCGUAUUUUCAAAUAUGUUUUUAAUUCUACGAUAGAAAAAAAGCUAUUUUCGUCAGAUAACGCUUUAUCGCAUUGAGCUUUGCCCACGGUCGUAGACAAGGAGUGAGGGAGUGUCCCGGAUGAUGUCGUACUGGUCUGAGUAUAUCUCAGCCAUUUACAUGCGCUUUUCGUGGAUCUCGUGGCUCACGAUGAAACAUUCCAAUCCAAUGUUUUGAUAAGAAGGCCGAUAAGGCGUGGCCCCUUUUGCAGACGGUACUUUAGCGCCCACUGAUAAGAUGGGUGACCGAUAAGCGAACAACCUAUUACGUCUGAACUAUCCGCGCAAGAAACCAACAGAGAACAUGCACUCUUGCAACUCAUAUCCCGUACCUGAGCAUAUAAUGAAGUCGGUGUAUUAUAUAGUUGCUUUAUAAUCGAGCAGGAUGAUGAAGAACGCUCGGAGCGAUAUAUAAAGAGAGUGUGGACAAGAGGUGGAACCGAGAAAGGAGCCAUUUAGUGGUCAAUCGUCACGAAUGACGUCGUACGUUUGCUGGUGGGAGUACACGGUCGACGUGGUCUCCCAGCUCACAUUUUUUUUACUCGUGCUAAUGCGUUCGUCGGUACGGAAAUUCCGAUUGGAUUGUUAAAGCGAGGCUCUUGACGCAUAAAAGUAUGUUAAAUGAGAGCUGGCCUUUCUGUCCAUUUUCCUUGAACGUUCAAGGAUUCAGUGUUUGUAUGCGCCGCGAGGUGGCGAACUCUUCCCACGUUAGCCGUUGCCAUUUGAUUGGUUAGUCUAGUCAUUAAAUGGAAUGUGUACAUACAGUAUAUUCAGUCGCCGUAUAUAUCGCUCUGAGAAGAGAGGUGAUUUUUUUGUUUUUGUUUUCUCUCAGGCGUGUAUAGAUGAAACGAUGCGCUUUCGGUAGAUGCGCUUCGAAGUUAGGCCUAACGCCAAAUCGAAACCGAAAGUUCUGCGUGCGGAAACUUUAUUGUGCGUGAGCACGCCUGAACGUUCCUCGUAGCAAAGUAUGACAUACACAGCAGGCGCCAACACUUUGACGUCAUUUCCGUACUUAUCCGUGAUGAUGACGUAGAGACGGUUCGGUUUCUAUAGCUGUCGUUUGGUUGGAUAGACUACAAUUGCUCAAUAUUUUACUUUUUCUGUCCUCUAGUAUCGCAAUGCUUAUAAUCGGCGUAGAUUUUUCUUCUUUUUUUUUUCUUUAUGCAUGCACCACCACCCCAACGGAUCUUCAUUUUGAUGACGCCGUCUUAUAGAAAUUUUGUUCACUUAAAGUGACGGUCGCGUCCGUUCCAGUCCAUCUCGAAACUAUAGUGUCACUUAAUUCCUCGCGGACCACUCACCGCGGUAUCGAAAAUCCCACGCGAAAUACUGGCGUAGUUUCACUGUUACUAGACGGAAUACAUGGCAAGAGCAGACGACGGCUGUUGAGAGUAUGCCGGAAUUCCCUCUCCGUAAACACGAGAAAACGUCAUUCUGUAACCGGCCAAUGAUGGCACGCCUUUGAGAAAAGGAAUUGCCGCGGGCGUCUCAUAGGGUUACGGGGCGUCUGGACAACAACACCUAUAGAUAGAGAAAGACUGCUUACUCGUCGACGUGACGUAACAAGUAAGAGUCAGCCAGUCAGAAGCGUGUUUUGAACGGCCAUGGCCAAUCACGAACGGGCUUUCAGCGGUCGUAGCCAUCGUGGAGACGAGCCACCGUCAGCCGGAUGGGCGGCCAGCACUGUCGUCUGCGAGUAGCGAACGCACCCCGCGUACUAAAUGGGAAAAACAAAAUAAUGCGCAAAAUGGUCCCAUGUUUUUCUCAGGACUGAUUUUCUGGUAAUGUGUUGCCCUUUUAGUCUACGGGUUCAAAUUUGCGAAGUUAGUUGCAAUCAUUUGCAAGUUCUUCAAUUCGCAGAACGGCGAAUCGCGGUAGCAGACGAAUUCUGACUAUAUGUGUCCACGUAACGAAGGAGGGAGAGAGAGGAGGCAUUAAGCAGGCCUUCUGUAUCUAAGUGGCGUUGGUCUGGACGGCGCCAGAGCCGUUUAUAGGGAGAGUUUGGCCAUUCUGUGAUCUUUUGCUGCCCGGAGAUAGGGGAGCCGCCGUGACGUCACAGACGUCAUCGCUCCGCCCACUUGACCGGCUGUACCGACUUCAAGGCUGUGCCUCUGCUCCAAAAUGGCGGAAUGGGAGAUUUCAAGGCGGUAGCCGUGAUCCAAAAUGGUGCCACUGGUCUUGGCGCCGCCCAUCGUGUGACGUCAAACGGCGCGCUUUGGGAUAGGCUCCUCCCAAUGGCGAAACUCUCCUAAUAAACGGCUCUGGACGGCGCGCCUUUCCUCCUCUGCGCGCCACCCUCUCUCACUCCUUACGCUUACGGAGUGACCUCACACGUAGACUGUUGGCCGAACACAGUGGUUUCGAUUUCAGUGGUGGGUUCCCGGAUGCGACCGUCCCUUUAAAUAGUGAGUGUCAUUCAAAGCGAUUACCCGUGCCGAAUAUUAUUUCUCGGUUUAUCUCACGGCUUCCACGCUAUUCGUUUCACGGCGGAGCAUUGUUUUACUAAGCGCCGCUCACGUUCAGUAUUAUAAUUACUCUUCAACAUUUUUAUUAAUAGCUUACAAUCUUAUUUCGCCAAUUUCAACACUUUAUAAAUAGAUGAUGACGAUGAAACAAUAGCAUUUCGUACACUGAAGACAGCUCGCGAGCUUUAAGCGUCUGUGAAACACGCAAAGUACACGUUAAAUCACCACAUAAUGUGUGUAUACAACUGCUGUACCUUGUUCUUAUUAAUGUCACUACUCAACAUAUUGUGUAUAUUCGUAUAAUGUGAACAAACUGUAGAACUGUCAUAUAAUGUUUUCAUGCAGCUAAUAGAACAUCGCAGUCCGUCAUAUGUAUACACAUAAAAAAAAAAGUGAGAGAGAGAAACGUGUGUUCUCGGUUCUUUGUAACCGCGCCGUGCCAAUGUUUUAAACCGCACACACGUAUUAUUAUAUUAGCGAAAUGUGUAUUACGUGGAUAUCUUAUACACGAAGUGUCGUGCUCGUGUGCUUGUCGUUGUCCAUGAUGAGAGCCGUGUUUGCCAUUAAUACUGAAAAAAAAAAGUGCUUAGAUAUACUGAUGCUUGUAAAUACGUACAUUUCAAGAAAAGCCACGACAUUAUUGUCUUUACUUAAUUUAGAGUGACACGUUUUUUGCUUGAUGUGUAAAGAGCAUGUGGUGCUCAAUCGACGAACCGGUAAGGUACCGGCUCGAUCGGUUCAAAUCACUGUUGUUAUUAUGACUCAUGUAGUACAUAAGAUGUACGGACUAGUGUACCGGCAGUACACUGUCUUGACUGAAGGAAGUCGUUGAAGUGAAACACUUUUAUUUGCUGCCUAUGGGCGCAGUGAUGCGCCAUUUGAUGCACGAUUUCCGGUUUAAAUGCGGGGAAGUUUCUAAUGCAAUUAAUAUACCCUCGUUAUUUAAAAAAAAAAAACGAUUUUCAAAGACAUAUCGAAACAAAAUCUACAGAGAUAGAACAUGGAUGUAUGGGGGUUCGUUAAGUUCACAUAAUUAAUGCUAUAACGCACUACAAAUCUCCGAAUGAAAUUAAUAAAUCGUGCAUCUUAAGUGGUGAGACGUGACCUGUGACCACGAACGCUUGCGCGUCUCCAACAUAUACGUGUGUGCGGAUCCCGCGACGAGGUAUAGUAGGAUUGCAUUGAGGUGAGGACAACAAAACGCACAGGCGAUAUUUUUGUAAGCAUAAUCAUACAGUUUGCUUGUUCGAUGAGAACCCUCGAGUGCUGAUAUCAGCGUACUCCUUUUUUCUUCUUCUUAUUCUUCUUGAGAGCGUAAAUUUGUUCACCCGACCAGUCUGGCAGUAUUUUGUACAAACCUUGGAUAUUAUUACGUGCGACGUCUAAGUUUGUGGCAAUUAUUCUGCGCAGUUUCAACCGACGUUCCUCGGAGAACAAAAAAAGUCAUUGCGUUCCUCCCCGUAAAGAACAAGAGGAACUGUGUCUUCUGGUGUAAAAAAAGAAAGAAAAAAAAGACAUCAGUAUUACGUGACACAAUACGUCGAGCCUUGCAAUUUUUUUGUUAUAUUUCGUUACACAUUUGCUGAAUGUUUCAACGUAAAUAAUGCGCUCUCCGUUUAACGCAAGUUUCCAGCGCGUUAUUUUUUACCAGAAGCAGACCGAUUUCCGACUGGUCCAUGUCUCGCAUACAGCUCGGCCUUGCAGUCCACAGGGAUGCCCUAUACCACAUAUCGGUAACGCCCCCUACAGGGAUUUUUGGUGCCAAUAAAUUGAAUUGAAAUUGAAUUGAAUUGAAUCGGUCUGUAGACGAGAGUGUGCCAGACGAACGCCAACCAGUGUGCCGCAUUCUGGACAGGAACAUCCACGGUCACGUGACCGUAAAAAUGGCCGCGCCCACACUCUUAAAACAGGUCCCAAGCAGCCCAACAUCUCGGGCCAAUAUUGGGCCAUAUCGUUCUCUCACCUGAUUGGUUGAAAACGGGGAGGCGUACGCCUCUUUGCGACACACACGCAGUAUAAUGUCAAUUGUUACAGAAAGGCGUACGCCCAGCGUUUUCCCAAAAAACGAGUGUGGUAGCGGUAUCACCCUGUACAAUGGUUCGCCUUCAGCGUGCUACGUGGUGAAGUUCUUAUUAUUUUAUACUACCCUUAGAAGUCGGCCCAGGACGCACAUUCUCCCAAGGCGUCAGUGGUGACGUUGCCCACCUCUGUGAGGCCGACAAACGGCCUCACAAUAAUAGUUAGUUUCGUCCGCUCAUAAUUAUAAUAAUAGUUUUACACAUAUUAUACACAAGUAAUUAGUUUUAUCCAAUAUUUCGCGGUAAAACGCGUAGAUCUGCAAAUGCUGAUCACACCCUAAGAUGUGAUAACGACACCUGCACUACAAGACUCACUCAGACAGUGCGAUGCAGUCAUACUCCGGAGGAAUACGUAUAAUUUACGUUAGCAAAAUACGUUCGUGUAUCGGUUUUAUUGUGGUGGGAAUAUGUCGACGAACCCUUUAUACAGAAAUAAGGAAAAUAAUACGACUUCAAAAUGGCGCGUGUAUACACGAGGACAAGAUGACGCCUUUGCCAGCACAAGCGAUCGCUUGGAAGGUAGUUGCAAAAAUAGCCGUUGUAGGGCAUCCUUGUGGCGCAACCCGAUCAGCGACGACAUGUCGAACGAUGUGGAUAGCGCUCAGGCGCUGAAGACAUAAUGAAAAAUGAAUGGGUAGCCUCGCGUUUUAUGUACCGUUGAAAGACACUGUCAGUAGUAGUUGGUUGUUCCAAGUAAAACCUUUGUUCUUUGUGCCGCAUACGGCAAAGAGGUGGUCCGCUGUAAAUGAUGAUCUUGUACAUAGCCUCACAAGUGCUGGUUGUCUAUCUUGAAGAGAGAGAAAAAAAAUGCAAAUAGAAAGAGCUGUUCCUUGUUUAACUGA